Serinus canaria (Common canary) is the source of this 9117-nucleotide messenger RNA. RefSeq names its product TEK receptor tyrosine kinase (gene TEK). Lineage: Eukaryota; Metazoa; Chordata; Aves; Passeriformes; Fringillidae. Gene Ontology annotation, cellular component: signaling receptor complex; plasma membrane. Gene Ontology annotation, molecular function: transmembrane receptor protein tyrosine kinase activity; ATP binding; protein binding. The transcript has 23 exons. Gene Ontology annotation, biological process: positive regulation of MAPK cascade; positive regulation of kinase activity; angiogenesis. The record is from RefSeq and is a predicted model, not a curated record. Bases 3995 to 7222 code for a protein of 1075 amino acids.
AAAAAAAAAAAAAAAAGCAUCCCUCUCAGCCCUGGAAAGGAAGUCCAGAGACAUUUUCCAAAAUAUGAGAAGGUUAUCACAUAAUCCACUACAGAUUUCACUAUUCAUUUGAUUUUGGUUUUAGGCUAUGUACAAUAGUAAAAGCAAAUGUGCAGGGAUAUAGUAGGACAAAAGGUGAGAUUUCUAAGGUCCAUUACAUUGCAUUUCUGUGUGUUCAAAAUUUCUCUUGUUUCUGGACAUCAUUAGACUUCUGGGACAAUUUCCAAAGCACAGAUCACCAUCAAAUACAGAAAGACACAAGAAAUUUAGAGUAAUUUUCUGCAGCAAAUCACAUUUUCAAAGCUGAAGAUAAUUUAAAAUAGAUUUUACUGUACUGCUAAUGUUUUGUGCCAUGGCAACUGGUCUGUAAGGACGCUCGACAAUUUUAAUCUUUCUUUAUAAGAUUUUAGUAAGAGCAAUUUUUGUUGUAGGUAUCUCCUGAAAUUACAUAACAAAUUUAAAAAAGGAAAUUUUUUUCAGUUGUAAGAUCUGCAACUAGUGCCCAUUAUUAUUUCCUUGAACAUGGGUAGGUUGGAAGCAAGUUAAGUAAGACAUAUACAUUUUUCUUUGGCUUAUGUUUUCUCUGACCAAAUGUGGUGUUUGAAGGGUUGGAUUGGUCACCAAGAAAGAUCUGCAGAUGCAGACUGACAACUCCAUUGUUUCGAAGGAGGGUGCAGUGAGGAGGAGAUAAGAUAAUAGUCUAUGGAAUGUCAAUGUGACCCUGCCUGUGGCAGUCUGCCAGCAAGCUGAGCACAUUUCUAACUGUUGUAGUGCAAUGUGCAUGGGAGGAAGAAUGUCCUCUGAAUCGAUCAGUUCUUUCCAUUUGGUAUCUGUGGGCCUAGGAGCAGAGAAUUUUAAGUAAUCAAAUUCUGAAGUCUUUUUUUGUGACAGAUGUUGCUCUAAACAGAAGUAGCAUUCACACCAGUAGCUGGUAGAUGUUUUGGAUUUAUUUCUAGGUUUGAAUACCUCUCUCAGAUUUUAUCUGCAAAAGUUUUCACUAACAACAUUCAAGCUAGCAAAUCCUCAGUGAGAGCAUAUAAUCAAAUCUGAUUAGGGAUUAAUCUCAUGGGUAAGGGAGAGGUACAUCAGAAAUUCUCAUAGCUAUUAAAGUGCACAGAAAGUGAAGAAAGAGGUUAAGGAAAGAUUGUGGGGUUUGUCAAAGCAUAUGUAUCUGGAAAACAGACUUUUUUCCAGAUACCCUUGUUGUUGUCUUCAUAAUUUUUAAAGGCAGAAUAUGUUCUUCAGCAGCGAAAAUUGAGGUGAAAUGUGCAGUUUCCCAUUGGAGACACCAAAGUCAAAGGAAGAAGCAGCACUUCUGGAAACCCAGACACUGUUUUGCAUCCUCCUGGCAAUAAGCUGGUGAAACACUCACUAAGCAUUAAUCAUUUUGGUAGCCCUACUGACUCAGUGGGAGCUGCCAUCUCCCUGAUUAUAUACCUAUUAUAAAAUAUGAACAUAUAGUGAAGAGUUUUGCUGUGUAGUAUGGAAACAGGUUCAUUUUCCUGAUUUAUUUUACUAUCUGCUAUUCUGAAAGUAACAAGUACAUUCUCCUGGAUUCUUUAUAUUGAAACAUUAUAGUUACACAUGCAAUAUUCAUACAUUCAAUGAGAGGGAACAGUUUAUGCUUUUUCUACUUAUGGGAAGUGAUCCUUAUUCUGUGUAAGUACACAUCUCUAGAAUAAAACACCACAGAGCAUUCUCCUUCUAGUCAAAUACAAUUUAUUCCAUUUCUCUACACAAUAAAUGUUUGUUUUCAUAUAUGUGAUUGAGUUUUCCCCACAGAAACUCAACUAUAGAGCUGUCAAAGGGACAAUAAUGGAAAAUGCUAGCAGUAGAGUAUUAUGGCACUUGUCCUGCAGCUCAGUUUGUUAUGUCUCUAUAAGGAAUUGGCACACUUGAGAUGUGAAAUCAUGUAAUACAAGUCACAAUCUAAAAAUACAUUGGAGCUGAGCCCAACAGGGAAUGUGCAUUCCUUUCCAUUGCAACAAUACCCUGUAGAAAAGUCUUGUGGUUUAGCCUAACAUGCAAAGAAAAGUAGAGGGAAAUAAAAAAGUUCAAUAUCUUGUUAAAACAAUUAGCAUUGUCUCACUAAAUUUGGUCCAAAAAGGACUGCAAUGAAACCCCUUAGGAUCAUUUGUAGUUAACAAUUAAUUUUUUGCAAAAGCUGUUCAGUUUUUUUUUCUUAAAUACAUAAUGGUUUUUCACUAUGCAUUUGUUACUAAUAAAUAAGUUCUAACUUGAAAGCAGACAGUAAUCUGGAAUUCCUUUCAGUUUUUGUUGCCUGAACUAGUUCAUUAGAAACUAAUGAAAACUUAGUUCAUCAUUCCAUAUUAGAAUUUUCUGUUUCUCUAAGAUGUAAGUGUAGAUACUAAUGUUUAGGUAAAGUGACAAAAGCAUGUACCUAAUGUGAAGCAGGAAGACUCCUGCUGAAAUCAAUUGUAUAUAACUUACAAAGCAAUGAAAACAUGUGGCAGAGUCUCAGAGUAUAACCACUAGAACUGUGCAGGGGAUGGAAAUUCCAUCCUGCAAAGAAUUGUGUAUUUUUGAUAGUUGUCUUGUUUCCAACUAUAAAUAAAACAUUAAAAUGUCAAAAUUUUCAAGGAAAUAAUAUCCUAGGAGAGAAGUUGGCUUGGAUUGAUAAAAAUGUCUUCAUUCUUACUCAGAUUUUCUUUCUUUAAUUUUACAUCAUGUGAUAAAAACAUUUUUAUUUUUAACUUAAAAUUCUAUUUUGUAAUGAAAAUAUCAAAGUGUUUUUUCUUUUAUUGCAAGAAUAUCAUCCUUUUUACUCCCUCAGAUUUUGCAAAAUAAUGUUGUGGAGGUACUGGCAUAAUAUUUGCCUCAUAGAAACUUUGAUAUAGCAUCUGUCUGCUCAUUUUUUACAUCUCUGUUACAUAUAAAAUAUGACAGAAAGUUACUUCAUAAUUUUUUCUCUGCUUUCUGAUCCAAUCUCUGUGUAUUUCUUUCCCACCAAAUUUUAGCCAGCCACAAACUCCAAAUUAUUUUUCUAUAAAUUGGAGAAAUUCAAUUUCUCCAAUUUCAUAUCAAUCCUUUGGUAUGAACCAAAGGAUAUUUUAUCGACAGUUUUGUGAAAAUAAACCAAGAAAGGAGGCGUGCUUCUAGAUAAAGGGAUUUUUUUAUUAUUAAUAAGUUGUCUAACAAUUUAUGUUAACUUGCAUAUAUGCUCCUUAAAAACAUUUGUUUUUUAUGUGAAAUAAAUAUUUGAAAAUAUUUGCUGUGAAAUGGAACCUCUGAAAAUGCAGAGCUGUCUAGGAGCAUGAAUGGGUCUUCAAGGAUUCCUUUUAGUUGAAACUCAGGUGGGUCUUAUGUCAGAAAAGUCCCACUCACCUGGCUGGGGAGGCAGGUGGCAGCAGAAGGAAAAACAAAGAUAGAUGGACUUACAUGAAGGAACUUGCAUAGGAGGAACACUUAAGGCUAAAAAACUUCAAAUCUAGAUAGAGCAAAGGGAUUGUUUUAAAUCAAUACAUCAUUCCCCUGAAUGCUCUAAAACGGAAAGUACAGAGGUAUCAAAUUCUCAGUCAGGUAAGGAGCUGCUUGAUACUUAGGAGGUUGUCGUGGUUUGGAAGUGGUUUUUUUUGGAGACAGUGGUUAGCCCAGUGGGGGCUCAGGUGUGAAUAUUGGCACCUGUUUGGACCAAUGAGGAGAUGGUUCCGCCUCUGAGAACACAGGGUAUAAAGGUAGAACUCCCAGGAAGUGACGCUCUCUUGCUUGUCGGUCAGCAAAGGGAUCAGGUCAGUUCUCUCUCCCCCUCCGGCUGUAGGCCGGGUGGGGGAGGGGAAAAGGCCACGAGGCGCCGUGAGCUAGGCCGGAGGCUUUGGAUCUUGGAGAGAGAGAAGAGAGAAAAGAGAUAAGACGCGCCGGGCAGCUCCUGGAAGUCGGCCAAGAGUGAGAAGAGAGUCCGGCACCUAGAGAUGAUUUUAACUUUUUUUCCUUCACGAUGGAAACCUUCCAGACGUUGAUCCUCCCGGAGGACAGAGAUAAGAACAAGAAGAAAUGGACAAGUGAAAUGAGAGCUUCGUUCCACCCAGUGGCAUUAACUGUUACAGCAAAUAAGGGAGAGCAUGUGAACAUCUCCUUCAUCAGAAUGGUGUCAAAAGAGGAAGAUGCAGUGAUCUACAAGAAUGGCUCCUUCAUCCACUCUGUGCCCAGGCAUGAAGUGCCAGGAGAACUGGAAGUCUCCUAUCCUCAAGUUCAGCCACAGGAUGCAGGGGUUUACUCUGCCAGAUAUAUAGGAGGAAACCUUUUUACUUCUGCUUACACGAGGCUUAUUGUAAGACGAUGUGAAGCUGAGAAAUGGGGCCCUUCCUGUAGCUUCCACUGCCCUUCCUGCACAAACAAUGGCAUUUGUCAUGAAGAUACUGGGGAAUGCAUCUGUCCUCCAGGUUUUAUGGGAAAAACAUGUGAGAAAGGGACAUCAACAGUGUACGUAUCUGUUUGUGCAAAUCUGUGGGUGUGGCAAGUAGUUUGGAUUCUGGAAAAAUUAGAGUUGGCAUCACAUUGUUUUGACUUCUCCAAGCAUCUUUUGUGUUCAUUGCUAACUUGCGGAGCCAACACAUUUGGCAAAACAUGUGAAGAGACCUGCAAAGAAAAUUAUGGCUGCAGAAACUUUAUGUUCUGUCUACCAGAUCCAUAUGGUUGUUCUUGUGCCACAGGAUGGAUGGGACUGGAAUGUGAUAAAGAAUGCAAACCUGGGUUUUAUGGGUCAGAUUGCAAACUCAAAUGUAAUUGCCACAAUCGAGGAACAUGCGACAGAUUUAAGGGCUGCAUCUGCUCCUUCGGAUGGCAUGGUCCACAAUGUGAAAAAAAAGGUUCAGCAGAUCUUUCGCCUCAGAUAAUAAACUUACUAGAUCCUGUGGAACUCAAUUCUGGUGUCGAGUUCAAGCCAUUGUGUAUAGCAACAGGGAUGCCACUUCCUAAAUCUGAAGAAUUCAAACUCUUGAAGCAAGAUGGAACUGUCCUGAGGCCUGAUGAAAUUUCUACCAGUAAUCGUUCUGAAGCCAUGUUUAGAAUAAAUCGAGUCUUGCCUGGCGAUACAGGAACUUGGGUUUGCAGUGUGCAGACAGUAGCAGGAAUGGCAGAGAAACCAUUUCAAGUUACAGUCAAAGUUCCUCCUGUGCCACAGUAUGCCCCGAGGCUGACUGACAGAGGACAUAAUUUUCUCAUAAUUGAUAUCAAUGCUGAGUUACACAAUGGAGAUGGACCUGUUGUGUCAACAAAACUUCUGUACAAGCCAGCGAACCGUUAUCAGUCCUGGAUGUCUGUGGAAGUAAAAGGCACAACUAAAAGACUGGACAAUCUGGAACCCAAAACUGAGUAUCAGUUCUGUGUUCAGCUGAGUCGGCAAGGGGAAGGUGGGGAAGGCCAUCCUGGACCACAGGCCAGCUUCACAACAGCUGCACUUGGUCUUCCUCCACCAGAAGGUAUCACUCUCUUUCCAAAAAGUAUGACAUCACUGAAUUUGUCAUGGCAUCCCUUAACACUGAGGACAGAGGAUGAUAUUCGUGUUGAAGUGGAAAGGAAGAGCGUGAAUGACAACGGUGACGAGAGCAGUGUUAUUACUCAAGUGCCAGGAAAUAUGUCCACCUUGAUCAUUAAAGAUCUUGAGCCUAGACAGCAGUACAUGUGCAGGGUACGGGUGAACACCAGGUCCCAAGGAGAAUGGAGCAACUAUCUGUAUGCAUGGACUUUCAGUGACAGAAUCCCUCCUGCACCGAAUAACAUCAGGUUUUCUAACACCACAGACACAUCCUCAGUCAUCUCUUGGACAGCUGCCGAGGGUCAUUCCAUCUCCUCCAUCAUCAUCAGCUACAAAAUUUAUGGCAAGGCUGAGUACAACCACAUUGAUAUUAUCAUAAAGAACACCAGCAUUACUCAAUAUCACCUCAAGGGCCUCGAGCCAGACACUGUGUACCAGGUUCAGAUUAAUGCUCAGAACAACAUUGGCUUGAGCAACCCAAACACAUCGUUUGAACUGAAGACUCUUCCAGAAACAAAAGCUCCAUAUGAAUCAAAAGGAGGCAAAAUGCUGCUUAUUGCCAUCCUUGGAUCUGCAGGGAUGACCUGUGUAACAAUUCUCCUGGCCUUUCUCAUCAUGCUGCAGUUAAAGCGAGCCAACUUCCAGCGUCGAAUGGCUCAGGCUUUCCAAAAUGUGGUGAGAGAAGAGCCAGCUCUGCAGUUUAACUCUGGUACUCUCACUCUGAGCAGGAAAGCCAAAAACAGUCCAGAUCCUACUAUAUAUCCAGUUCUUGAAUGGAAUGACAUAAAAUUUCAAGAUGUGAUUGGGGAGGGUAACUUUGGGCAAGUCCUGAAAGCACGCAUUAAGAAAGAUGGCUUACGCAUGGAUGCCGCAAUAAAAAGGAUGAAAGAGUAUGCCUCAAAAGAUGAUCACAGAGAUUUUGCUGGAGAACUUGAAGUUCUUUGUAAACUUGGUCAUCAUCCCAACAUCAUAAAUCUUUUGGGAGCAUGUGAACAUAGGGGAUAUCUUUACCUUGCUAUUGAAUAUGCUCCCCAUGGAAAUUUACUGGACUUCCUUCGGAAAAGCAGAGUACUAGAGACAGACCCAGCAUUUGCUAUUGCCAACAGUACUGCAUCUACACUUUCCUCUCAGCAACUUCUGCAUUUUGCAGCAGAUGUUGCCAGAGGGAUGGAUUACUUGAGUCAGAAACAGUUUAUUCAUCGAGAUUUGGCAGCAAGAAACAUCUUGGUUGGAGAAAAUUAUGUUGCAAAAAUAGCUGACUUUGGCUUAUCAAGAGGUCAGGAAGUUUACGUAAAGAAGACCAUGGGACGGCUUCCAGUGCGAUGGAUGGCAAUUGAAUCUUUGAAUUACAGUGUUUACACCACAAAUAGUGAUGUAUGGUCCUAUGGUGUCCUCUUAUGGGAAAUUGUUAGUUUAGGUGGAACACCAUAUUGUGGAAUGACAUGUGCAGAACUAUAUGAAAAACUUCCUCAAGGGUACCGACUGGAAAAGCCUCUCAACUGUGACGAUGAAGUGUAUGACCUAAUGAGACAGUGCUGGAAAGAGAAACCAUAUGAAAGACCAUCAUUUGCUCAGAUACUGGUCUCACUGAACAGGAUGUUAGAAGACAGGAAGACCUAUGUGAAUACUACACUAUAUGAGAAAUUUACUUAUGCAGGCAUUGAUUGCUCCGCUGAAGAAGCUGCUUAAGACAGAAAAAAUCUUCAUUCAUCAAUGAUGUAUUACAGAAAACCAUAAUUCAAUCUGCUGGAGCCCCAAAUGUGAUGUGCUGUGUAGAACUGUGUAUUACUCUAACGAUAUAUAAUACAGCAAUACUGUUUUACCGCAGUUAUGUGUGUAUAUAUCACACAGUAACAUACACCUCUGCCUUCACAGGCUGUAGAAGUGUAUAUAUUGUCCAAAGCAGGUAUAGACUAUAAUCAUGAAAUCUGUUGUUUCAUUCACAGGGUUUUCUUUUUUCCUAGAUAUAUGUAGAUAUGAUGUCUACAUACAUAUUGUAAUGCAUUAGGUAUUGACAUCUUAGAGGUUUUUUUAUAUUUUCGAAGAGCUACUCAUAGCAAAGUGGUAACUUAUUGCAGUAUUCCAUAUACAUUUCAUUGUGUUUGAAAGAAAAAUGCUGGGCAGCUGCAGUGCAACAAUGAAAGUUGUAAUCCAGCGUCCUCAACAAGGAUAAUUAAGAGAGACUCCUGAUGGAAUGCAAAAGUCAGCUAGUAGAAGUAAUCUAGUCAAAAGCUCUGUUGAAACUUGUAAGAUAAAAGGCAUACUAUUGUUCUUUCACUGCCUAUCAUGACUGUCAGUUUUUGCCCAUAUACAAAAUAUACAUAUAUUUUGAAGUGUUUAAUGUUAUCAGUGGAAGCCACACAGCAAUAUUCAUGAAGCGCAGUGUUGAGGAGUGUACUACGUAUUGUAAACCACAUUUUUACAACUUGCCUGGAUAUACAUGAGACUUACUCAAUUUGUAUUUCAUUUAAUAAUUUCAAUGCAUAAUUAUAAAUUACUACCUACUAUACACAAGUAGGGCUUACUUACUUUUGUUUAUUAUACCCUUUCAUCUGUCUGUAGUGUGGUAUGGCUUCUUACAAAAUAUCAUACUCAAAUGCUUCAAAACAGUGAAAUUUGUCCUGCCAGAAAGCUCCCAAUCCUUAGUUAAGACAAAUAACUGCAGGACUGGUUUGAACUUCUGGUGUCAAGCCAAGUACCAAGGGUUUGGUGGAUUUACCCUACUCAAAUUUCACAUAGUAGCCAACUUCAUGUUUUGCACAUAUGCCCCCGUCUUGCCCUUGACUCACCAGCUCACAACUGUCCAUCAGACCACAAUGACGUCCCAGAUGGGUGCAACAGGUCAUCCCCUCAGACUUGGAGAAAGAUGCGUGAGAGAGUGCAAGAUUUCUCCUUCUGAUUCUUACUUUGUGGAUGGGUAUGUGAUUGGUUGCAAGGUGGGGGUAUCUCAGCAGAGCAUAGAGUAACAUUAAUGACAUACACCAGACUGACUCAAAUAGAAUAUUCCCUAUUAAAAGGGAAUAAGCCAACAAACAAGGGUGCUGAGAUGACUUGUGUGGCCUUGAGAUAGGCAGAACUUGCACUGUAAACCAGGUGCUAGAUGUAAACUAGGAGUUUAUUGUUGGGGAUUAAAAUAAGUUUACUUGUAGAAUAUUAGAAAUUAUCUGUGUAGUUUUAAAUUUAAUUGUAACUUGCUUUCACCUUGGCAUGAGAGGGCCCUGCUCAAAACUUAACACAGGGGAACUUUAAAUGAACUCUUAUCAUAAUGGCUAAGCAGUGGAGAAAACAGAGAAAGACUGGUUAUCUUCAGAUAAGGGCUGAGACCCUGGAGGGUCCCAAGACUGCCCCAAUCUGGAAUAUAAGAGUAGUUAAUGGCACAUGAUCAUGGAUAAUCCAAUGAGGUAUUAUAAGACCCCAGACCAUAAAUCCCCAUAGGACUAAGGGGCUCAUGCAGGGCAUGUGACAAAUGUGUGAAGGUCGGGUGCACAGACUGUAAGGGUACAAAGGCCCAGGGAUUUCUUUGGUCAGGGUCCCUCUCUGGUGGCACCCAGCUCAAACUGAAAUAAACCAAUUCUGCCUUAGAA